Polyodon spathula (Mississippi paddlefish) is the source of this 2219-nucleotide messenger RNA. Its product is annotated as sentrin-specific protease 3-like. Lineage: Eukaryota; Metazoa; Chordata; Actinopteri; Acipenseriformes; Polyodontidae. The record is from RefSeq and is a predicted model, not a curated record. The coding region runs from base 202 to 2016 and encodes 604 amino acids. Gene Ontology annotation, cellular component: nucleus. Gene Ontology annotation, molecular function: deSUMOylase activity. The transcript has 11 exons. Gene Ontology annotation, biological process: protein desumoylation.
GGCCUAGUUCGCAGUAAGAAGGCGCCGGAGUUCAAUGAAUGGGGCGGAUUUAAAGAAGCCUGUAUUAUUUUUAUUCUUCUUCUUCUAUUUAUUAUUAUUCUUCUUCUUCUUCUUAUUUAAAGUAGAUAAGUAAGUAGAAGUCAGGAGGUUGCAGUGGCCCGGCGGAGCGGCAGAGGCGUGGUCACACCGCUGUCAGGGACGAUGCGAGACUGCGGCGCUGCGUUGGUGCGAAACCGCUGGAGGACGGAGCUAGGGGCCGGGGGGGGAAGCCUGCCCCGUGAGGGCACCCCGCGGCACCUCAAACACAGCGGGGCUGGAGGCAGGAGAGAGAGACGGAGGACGGAGCUCAGGAGCUGCUGGACCUCCCCGUCGGGAAAGGGGGCGCCUCCUAGCGGGGUGCGGGAGCUGCUGGAGAGAGUCUACGAGGAGGAGGAGGGAGAUCAGGAGAGCGAGGGCAGCUGUGUUGAGGAGGCCAGCUCCCAGUGGGAGUUUGAACAGGACAGACCCUCUGCCUCUGCCUCUGCCCCAGCCUUGCCCAACGGCCUGCUCCUCCUCCCCUCUGCCAGGAGGGCCCGGCUGAGGCAGCGAAGGCAAGGGUUCAGCCUCCUUCUGUACUCCCGCAGACACCUGAGCCGGUGGAAGAGGAGGCCGGCGAUGAGGCGCAGGAGACCCAAGAGGGGGCGCCUCUUCUACAGCCUGUCCCCCGGCUCUGCCUCCGGGGAGCCCGGCCCGGCCUUCAAGCGGCACCGAGGGAUGGAGGAGGGAGGUGGCUGCACAAGCUGGGACUCUGAGCUCCUGAAUGGGGCUGCCACUGCCCUCCCCUCCUCCUCCUCCUCCUCCUUAUCAACACAGCCCCUCAUGGGCUCUCUCCUGUCCCCGGAGCCCACCCUGUCUCUCUACCCGCAUUUUGAGGAGCUGCAGGCGGGCAGUGCCGGUGUGGGCAAGGGGCCGCAGGGGGAGCAGAGCUCCGGGGAAGACGCACAUCCAGCAGAAAGUGAGUCGGGACUUCACAACUCUCUCUCUCCCCCAACCCCCCCCGGUGCAGUAAAUGGAUUCCCUGUCCCGCUGCUCAGUCAGUCCCCUGAAAUGGGCGGCAUCCAGAUCAGCCAGGUGUUCAGCAUCAGGGAAGCUGCUCAAGGACAGGGGCCCCAAGAUCCACAGGUGCCCCCGCAGACACGAGAGAGCUCCCCGGGAAAAGAGAAAGUAGCAGGCAGCCUCACAGAGGAGCAUGUCACCUGUGUGCAAGGGAUCCUGGAUGAGAUGUUACAGCGCUACGGCAGCAUGAUUCCUGUCCACGCUGAGGAGGUGGUGGCGAGGUUGCAGGAGAUAUUCCAGGAGAGCUUCAGCACCCCUCACAGGAAGACGAUGGUGCACCACCUAAUGCAGUCCUACCAGCGAAUGCUGGGCAACACUAUGGUACAAGGGUUCCGGGUGAACUACAAGCGACACGUCCUGACCAUGGACGACCUGAGCACACUCUACGGGCAGAACUGGCUCAACGAUCAGGUUAUGAACAUGUACGGGGAUCUGGUAAUGGACACAGUGCCGGAGAAGGUUCACUUCUUCAACAGUUUCUUUUACGAUAAACUGAGAACGAAAGGCUACGAAGGGGUCAAGAGGUGGACGAAAAACGUGGAUAUCUUCAAGAAGGCUCUGCUCCUGAUCCCCAUUCACCUGGAGGUGCACUGGUCCCUGGUGUCCGUGGACGUGCCCAAGCGCACAGUCACCUACUUCGACUCCCAGCGCACGCUCAACAGACGCUGCCCCAAGCACAUUGCGAAGUACCUUCAAGCAGAGGCCCUCAAGAAAGACAAGACUGAUUUCUGCGAGGGCUGGAAGGGACUCUUCAAAAUGAACGUGGCCAGGCAGAACAAUGACAGCGACUGUGGAGCCUUCGUUCUUCAGUACUGCAAGUGUCUGGCGUUAGGAGAGCCCUUUGGUUUCACCCAGCAGGAUAUGCCCAACCUCAGAAAGCAGAUCUACAAAGAAUUGUGUCACUGUAAGCUGUCCCUGUGAAGAGAAUGGGCCAGUGGACAACUCUGCCAUCAACCACACACACGCACGCACACACACAAAAGACUUCCAUUUUUUUCCGCCUUUAUUUCUUUUUUUGUCUUUGUGGUGAAGAGAGGCCAUGCAGAAACGGAGCCCUAGUUCUCUGCAGAGCUGCAGGCCUUUGUGUUAGCUGGUCAUCUAUAGUCAAACCCACAGCGACACAA